Cloeon dipterum is the source of this 7093-nucleotide messenger RNA. RefSeq lists its product as uncharacterized. Gene Ontology annotation, biological process: transmembrane transport; monoatomic ion transport. Bases 214 to 5835 code for a protein of 1873 amino acids. Gene Ontology annotation, molecular function: monoatomic ion channel activity; protein-containing complex binding. Lineage: Eukaryota; Metazoa; Arthropoda; Insecta; Ephemeroptera; Baetidae. The transcript has 25 exons. The record is from RefSeq and is a predicted model, not a curated record. Gene Ontology annotation, cellular component: membrane.
AGCACCCCGAUACUCGGUCGCUCGACUGCUCCGCUCGGUUCGCUCAGUGCGAAGCGCAUCACGUGUGUAUCGUUUGCUCCGUGAUUGCCCAUGUUGUGCGUGUUCAGCUGCUUGGAUUCCAUUCACGCCGUGUGACCCAGGUACCAACAUGUGACCGCCUACACCACCGGUGCAUUGCUACUUGCAUCUAAUCGCUAGAUGAUAUAGAGGGGCAUGAAGCUCAGUGUAUCGGCAUUCCAAGCAUCAUGCUCGGCUAGCGCCCAGAAAAUCCUGCACCACCACGCGCCCUCGUAUGGGGCCACUUCGAGCUCGGCGGCCGCCGUCCUCCAGCCUGCCCCCAUCCAGCACUCGACCCCGCCCCACCUCGCCAAGCGCCCGAACCCCACAGUCAAGGUGGAGGAGGUUGAGGGAAACUGUUCGUCACCAUCGCCUCCCCCUCCCCACAGCUCGGGUUCCCUGGCAGGACCGUCGCGGGGUCACCACCGCGCCAGAGCCAUGGUCGACAGCACCGGAGUCGUGGUACCGUCCACGCCCGCGGGGGCCCAAGGUGUGGCGCGUGGUGACUCCUCAGACGCGAGUGCUCCAUCGUCGCGGUCCAUCAGCCAAGAGGAGAAGAGCAACCUGAGCUCGGCGCUUCCAUCCCUGGGCACGUCCAGGGAGGAGGAAGCCCUCGGCUCAGGGCACUGCAGUGACGCGUCCGACAGAAGUUCCUCGAACGCUGGAAACAGCAGAAAAGGGGGUGAAUCUAGACAGUGCUCACCCCACCCCCCACUUGACAGGUCAAAGAGUACAGGAGAACGUCAGUGGGCCAAUGUGCGAGCUGUUGUCGCACUCUACGGUCGCCUGCGGCAAAUCAAGAGAAGAAACGAAGCAGUUGGCAAAGAUCCCGAAAGCGUGGCUGGGAAAAGCAGAACGAAGAGCAAUCAGCGAUGGAUGAAGCUGCGGACGACCGUGCAGCUGUCAGGGGCAAUCACUACGAUCCAGAAGAAGCCGCCGCUGAAGAGAGAAGACUCGUUUCUCAAGCGCUUCUCCACGAGACAGGUCGCCGAACAACAGGAAACCAUGGACGCGGGAGAGGACAGCGAGGGUGGUUGCGGCUCCGGUGGGAACACCAUUUCUCAGGUUCAGGCAAAGGCGAGGCGGCGGCGGAAAUUGCAGCAGGAAAAACGGAGCGUAGUGAACCCAGACGAGAAUUUCUACUUCUAUUGGCUGAUGGUGCUGACAAUGUGCGUGCUUUACAACCUUUGGACGCUGAUCGUUCGCCAGAGUUUCCCCGAGCUGCAGCGUACCAUGCAACCGACCUGGUUCAUCUUGGAUGCCUUCACCGAUGUGAUUUUUUUACUCGAUAUCGCAGUACAAUUCAGGACUGGCUACCUCGAGCAGGGCCUCAUGGUGUACAAUAGCAAGAAGCUCGCUAGCCACUACAUCAAUUCGCGCGCUUUUGUGCUCGACGUUUCAAGCCUCACGCCUCUCGACCUGCUCCAGUUUAACCUUGGCAUCAACCCCAUCCUGCGCUUCCCGCGAUUCCUAAAGGUGUACCGCAUCUACGACUACUACUACAUGGUUGAGUCGCGGACAGUGUACCCGAACUUGUGGCGGGUGGUCAACCUGGUGCACAUUCUGUUGAUCUUGGCGCACUGGUUCGGCUGCUUCUACUUCCUGCUGUCCGAGGCCGAGGGCUUCCAGGGCGAGUGGGUGUAUCCGUAUAGGCCCGGCGACUACGCCACCCUCAGUCGCAAAUACCUGGGCUCGCUCUACUGGAGCACGCUCACCCUCACCACCAUUGGGGAUCUGCCAACGCCAGAAACAAAUGCAGAGGGUGGAGGGUCCGCUCGCAAUAGCACCGGCGUUCCGCACGCUAACAAUCCCCACCCAAUAGCUCAGCCAAGGAGAGGUCUCAGAUCACGCCUGCUCCAGUUCAACUCGAACAAUGGAUACAUUUUUACAAUUGUUAGCUACUUGAUAGGAGUUUUUAUAUUCGCUACCAUUGUUGGCCAAGUUGGUAAUGUGAUAACAAAUCGCAACGCUAAUAGACUGGAAUUCGAACGACUGCUUGACGGAGCAAAGACGUACAUGCGCCAUCACAAAGUGCCGGGAGAUAUGAAGAGACGAGUGCUCAGGUGGUACGACUACUCGUGGUCCAGGGGGAGAAUUCAGGGUGGGGGCGACAUCAACACGGCUUUGGGCUUGCUGCCUGACAAGCUGAAGACAGAACUCGCUCUUCACGUCAACCUAAGUGUGCUCAAAAAAGUGACCAUUUUCCAAGAGUGCCAACCAGAAUUUUUACAUGAUCUCGUGCUCAAAAUGAAAGCUUACAUUUUUACGCCGGGCGACUUGAUCUGCCGCAAGGGUGAAGUGGCCAGAGAAAUGUUCAUCAUCGCCGACGGAAUCCUCGAAGUUAUCAGUGAAACUGGCAGAGUGCUCACCACCAUGAAAGCUGGUGACUUCUUUGGCGAAAUCGGAAUUCUUAACUUGGAUGGCCUAAACAAGCGAACAGCUGACGUCAGGUCCGUUGGCUACUCGGAACUGUUCAGUCUGUCAAGGGAGGACGUCCUCAUGGCCAUGAAGGAUUAUCCAGAAGCACAGGAAAUACUUCAAAGCCUGGGUCGCAAGCGGUUGAUGGAGGCGCGGAACGUGAACAAGAGUGGCAAGGCGGUGGCCCGCUCCGCGUCCAAGAGGAAAAUCUCGGUCGAGAACGCAGUGGGAGGAGCAGGAGUCGCUGGCGCGGCGGGGGACAGUAGUGACAGCACCGGCAAGAGGAUCGUCGACAAGAUUCGCAGCGACGUUAAAGGGCUAAAAAAUGCGCUCAGAAAAAGCAGAAGGAGCACAAGUCGAAGCAGUAAAGAAGACUCGAUAGAGCUACAGCCUCUUACCAAGGACGGAAAAAGUGUCGAUUACACAAGUAAUUCCAGUCAUAAGCCGCCAAAAAUCAAGAAACUUCUUUUACGAUCAAUCAACGUGGACUCUUCAACCAGCCACGAGAGCAACAGUGGCCCUUCCACGUCAUCGGGUAAAGGCAUGUUGCGUCGGAUGACCAGGGUAAAGAGCGACGAGGCAGCCGAGCCACAUGAACAUCCUCCAGCAGAGGUGAUUGGCGCCGGUCUACCCUUGAUUCAGCGGCUGUUGUUGCUCAAAGCCAAGGAGGACCGGGAGGACAAGACAAGAGAGCAGGAUCACCAGGUGUCAGCGCCCAAGGUCAUCAGCCCGCCUCCCCCUUCGCCCCCCAAGGUUAGCACAACCCCCGCAGCAAGUGCGGCGCCCCCCAAAGCCCCCUCCGGGCUGCCCCUGAUCCAACGCCUCCUCUCCCUGAAGCAGCAACAGCGCGAAGAGGCGACCCACAAACUUGCCGCCCCCGCUGGCCCCAAGUCGCCGCCGCCACCAACCACAAUAGUCACACCACCCCCGGUAGCGUCACCGACGGCUGUUGCUUCGCCCGUGGCCGUAGUUCCGCCACCCCCACCAAUCCCGCCAACAGUCAUGCCACCUCCGCCGCCUCCUAACGUCGUAGCAGCAUUGCCCCCAAAGCUAGUACCGUCGCCGCCACCGCCCCCGAAAGCGGCGGCCUCGCCACCCCCGACCGCAGUAGUAUCGCCGGUGCCACCCCAGUCAAGGUCGCCGCCCCCUCCACCCCCGCUGCCGAAGCUCCCGACAAUAAUCAAAUCGAGCGCCACCAAAGUGGCCGAGGAGGCGGCCCAGCCGCCUCCCGCGCCGCCUCCACUACCACCGAGAGCGGCGAGCGAGCAGAAACCACCCGUCCCGGCCCGUCCCGCGCCCCUAGAAGCUCCCAAGCCCCUCGCUAGCGAGUUUGGCCCCGUCCCACCCCCUCCGGCGGGCUCGAUGCGCGGUCAGAAACCCAGCCUGCUGCAGCUGAAGCAAGACACCAAAUUCUACAUGUCGAUCGACGACCUGUCGCCCGAGUACUCGGGCCUGCCGUUUGUCAAGAAGCUGAAGAUUUUAAACGAGCGGCAGAAGCUGGCCGAGUUGCAGGAGUGCGUGCAGACAGGUGCCGUGCUGCGCAGCUCCAGCCUCGACAGCGCCGCGUCUAACGCUCACCGUUUUCCCGCAGUGGCCCCGCCGAGACGCGCGCAGUCCGAGGCCCUCGACAUCGGCCACGGCAUGCGGCGACGUGGUAUCGCGCCGCCCGCGCCCGACCUCGCGCUCACGCUGCGGAUGCUGCGCUGCGAGAGUCCGUCGACCCCGCCGUCACCCGAGAGCAACGAGACCGAGGAGCGCCGCAACCUCAAGAGCAUCCUCAAGAAGCUGUCGUCGUCCAAUUCGUCCGAUCAGGACAUUGACUCCGCCCAGAAGUCGCCGACAACCACCAAAAUCGAGUUCCGCAAGCUGCUGCGGGCGCAGACCGUCGAGGGCUACGCGGCCCGUCACAGCAAGUUCGCCAAGAGCGUCACCUUCGGCCGCGAGACGGUGCAGUCGCCGCCCGUAGGAGAGACCGCCGGCACUCGGUCGCCAGUGCCGCCCAGGAUCCAAGACGCAGAGUCCCCCACACACGACCCGCUGGCGGUCAAGGCCAAGAUGGGCUUCCUGUUGCCCUCGCUCAUGAUGUCGCAACAGCCCAACGAGCUGCGAAAAGAGGAGGAGUUCUUCGGUGAUAUCAUUUCAGGAAUGAAGCAGGUCAUCCAAAGCCACUUGGAGGAGGUCCAAAACAAGUUCCAAAAGCGAUUCCAGUCGUUGGAAUUGGAAGUGCAAAGAAGAGAUGAAAUAAUAUCCCAGCUGCAAAACAGAAUUCAGGAGCUGGAGGGUGCUCCUAUUCCUAACGGCUGUCCAGAGGAAGAAACGCAAAGAGUUGUGAGAGGUGGAAGUAGUGAGGAGGGUGACAUUUCAGACCAAGAAGAAACUUUUACAGACCAUCCAUUCAUGCGCGGCGACUCCGUGGACACAGUGAUAUCGCCGUCCGGCUCGCCAAUUCCACAGGACUCAAGCGAUGAAGAGGCUGACAUGGAAGUGAGAAUGCGUAGUGGAAUGUUGACCAGAAAAACAGAGGACCGGUGCUCGUGGGAGGAGCACGCCGAAGAGGAAGCAAUGGAGAUGAUGGAGUUGCCCCGUUCGAUGAGCCCUCAGUCACUGUGGCACGUCAGCGUGGACAUGCCGUCAUCCUCGUCCAGCUCAUCAUCACGCAGCAGUUCGUCGUCGCCGAUGUCCUCGCCCCCUGGCCACAACCAAGACUGGGAAGUGCAAAUGCUGGCCGACGAACUGGAUAGACGCGACCAGAGACAAAAACUCGAGGGAGAGCUAGCUGAACUGACGGGCCAAUCAAAACUGUCCAAAUCUGAAAUUGACAUCCUGGAACGCAUUCUUCAGGAGUCCUCGCGCAAACGCGGCAGGGUAAAAACCCUGAGCUUUGACGAGGACGCGCCGGUGGUCACCAAAAGCAGCCGCGGACGAAAGCGGACGACCAGCGAGUGCGUGGGACGCAAAACUACCAGCGUGGAGCACCUCAUCUCUCGCUCAGACACCCUUAGGUCUAGCAUCCUGAGAAACCGGCUGCCUCGGAGAGAGGAACGCGGGGGCUCGGUGUCUUCGUGGCUGCACCGGAGGGACUCCACCAGCCUCGGCAAGCAGGUGCUCAACGCGCGGUCCCUCGAGGAGCCCAUUCCGCAGACCUCCGAGCAGCCGCCAACGAGGGGCAUCAGGAGCUCCUCCAUCGGCCACCUACCCUCCGGCCGGGGCAUCUUCACGUCCCUGUCGCGCCUAAGACUGUCCACAUUGUCGCAUUCCAUUCGGGGGCUGACGUCGAGAGCGUCAGCCACGUCAGACCCUGAGAGCGCCGUCGCCACUAUCAGCCAGGCGCACCCGCCGUCGACGUCGCACGAGUCCUGAUGAGCAGCACAACCCACACAACCUCAGACCUGACCACGCACGUUCCGCCGCGCAUGCCACACUACUGCUGCGUCGUUUUAUAAGCAAUUGCUGUGUUGUUAUAUAUGAUGAAGAGGGCAAUAUUUGUCAAACUUUAAUAAGGGUAUUCAGCGAGCAUUUUUGGCAACGGUUUGUCUGGCUUGAUUUGUAGGACUGUGAAUUUUAGUCCGUUUCCCUCCACUAAAUGAUCUCCAACCAAAAUAUGCGUGAAUCUACAGCUCAUGCAUGAUUUAUUAUGUCCUGGGGAAAUAAUUAAGGAAGUUGUUCAUUUGCAAGAAAUAGAAAAUUAGAAUAUCAAUGGGAAAUUGUCUAAAAUUUACACACCUAUUGCUUUGAAUUUAGUUUUUACACUUCUUCAUCCUUUCCUGCGUAAAAUUAUGUCAAAUUUGAAUGUAAAAUAAUGAUGAAAAGAGUGCAUCACUUGAAAUAUGAGGGAAAAUUUUACGCUGAUCGAACUCUUGUUGCUUCUUCAACUUUUAUAUCUCGUCAGAAUCAUCUUUCACUGCGACUUUUAGAUUCUAUGAAAAUAAAACAGGCAGCGUAAUUUGCGGUGCGUGAUUGUGAGGGUGAAUUGUGUAGUGUUAAUAUAUACAUUGCGUGUAUGUACACGCGCGCAGUCUUAAUUGUAGCGAAUAAAGGAGGGAGCGCACACAUUUUAUGAAUAUUAAUUAUUGCUAUAAAGUGUGAAGGGGAGAAAACAAUAUACAGGAGGGGGAAAAAUAUGUUUAUAAUUUUAUCACAUUGCAAUAUGGUGCCUAUACAGAAAAAAAAUAAAAAUCAAUAUGAGUGAUGUUGAAAAAGAAAAAGGGAAAGAGUUUCUCGACCUUGUGGUCGGCUGCACUAGAUUAUUGAAAUAGAAAAAAUGCAUAAACAGAUGAGUAACACAAUAAAAGUGCGGAGAUACAAGCAACACCAUGACGACGUUUGUUGGCAAUUACAUAAUUAAGAGUAUUUAUUGUAAAAUGAAAUCGUUUUAUCAAAUCUAUUUAUUAGUUGUUGAUCACUAAAAAUCACAGAAAACACGGAAGAGUAUAUAAAUUUAUGAUCAUGCACUCGGCCAAGUGGGGAAUCAAAAGGUAAUAAUGAGAGUUACCAUAAAAAUAUUAUAUCAUGUUGGCACAUUCAUCAGAAUUGCGUUGAUUGCAGCAAGAUAAACUUGACAUGUUUGUUAUACGUUUCGAAAGUAAUAAAUGAAAACAAGAUUAUUUCGAGCAUAAAA